Messenger RNA from Ostertagia ostertagi, 981 nucleotides. The record is from the annotation of a GenBank genome assembly. NCBI's taxonomy places the organism in Eukaryota, Metazoa, Nematoda, Chromadorea, Rhabditida, Trichostrongylidae.
AUGUGUGACGUGAACAGCACUGGUCAAGGACAUCGCAGUGAUUUUGUCGACCUCAUUCGCUCUCUCAAAGCCAUCGUCGGCGUUGACAUCACGGACAACACCCAAAACAACGUCAUCAACAAAAUUGCACCAAUCAGAACGGCUUCACUAAACUCAUUCGCUGUGCCCACAUCUACCGGCGGCGAUUCUGUGCAUCGCAGCGUUUUUGGCACGAUCGCAGCUGUCACUGGCACGUACCGCCAACACAUCUUCAUACUGUUCAUCUUUUGCUGCACGAAUCUGAUGAUUUUCCUGGAGAGGUUCCGAUUUCACCGGUACGAGAAUCAACAUCUGGAUCAGCAUCGGGUGAUGGGUGUGGGGAUUGCCAUCACCCGAGGUGCCGCUGGUGCAGUAUCGUUUUGCCUUGGUGUCGUGCUACUGACCGUUUGCCGUAACGUCAUCACAAUCGUCAGAGGAAACGCCUCUCGGCGAGUUCAUCCCGUUCGAUUCCGCUAUCGGUUUCCACAAGAUCUAAACUUCUUACCUCGAUCAGCUCAUUGGUUCUACGGGCACUUUACCGGUCUCCCGGAUAGCUCUCUUCGCGGUGAUGUCAAUCAUCUAUUGUGUUUCGCACUUCAAGUUCAUGAGAGGGCAUAUCACGCGUUCGUCGCCAAAGUUCUGGAACUACGUCAUUGGUCCAAUAGUCAUUUUUGUAAUCGACCAAAUCAUGGGAAUGCGUCAGAAAUACAAGGAGAACUGAACAUCAUCAAUGCUGAACUUCUACCAUCCGAUAUCAUAUAUCUACAGUUCAAGCGACCAUGGUCCUUCCAUUUCCGUUCCGGACAAUGGGUACGUAUUUCGUCGCCUACGUUCUCCAGUACUUUCAAUGAAUGGCAUGCCUUCUCGCUCGCCUCAGCACCUCAAUCUCCAACCGUUGAACUCUACAUCAAGGUUUGUUUUGAGAUUGACAGCUGGCAUCAGCAGGGAGAGUCACGUGUCUAA